AUGGAAGCUCAGAAAUUGCGAAAGGUCGAACAAAAGCCACGAGUCUUCGUGAUCUCGGACAUCUCUAACGAGCCUGAUGAUGCCGAGUCUCUGGUCAGGUUCCUGCUAUACAGCAAUGAAUUCGACGUCCGCGGGCUGGUAGCAUGCACCUCAACAUGGAUGCCUCGCGUCACCCACUGCGAUGAUAUGGAGAAAGUAGUUCGGGCAUAUGGACAAGUGGUGGACAACUUGAACGCACACGUUCACCCAGACAACACGUAUCAGCCGGCAAAGUAUUACCUCGACAUGAUUAAGUCCGGACCCCAAUGUUACGGCAAAGAGGCGCUUGCUGCAGAUGCAGCUCUCAGCGAAGGUACCUCUAUGCUCCUACAGCGUCUAGACGAGUCCGAAGAGCCGCUUUGGGUUCUCUUCUGGGGCGGAACAAAUACUCUUGCGCAAGCCCUACAGUACGCUAAGCAGACACGCUCGGACGCUGAAAACACACGGCUACGAGCCAAACUGCGCGUGUAUACCAUCUCCGACCAAGACGACACCUCAAUGUGGAUCCGCACCAAAUUCCCAGACAUCUUCUACAUCAGCUCCAUCCACGGCUGGAAUCGCUAUGGUUUGGCCACCUGGACGGGCAUCGCCGGCGAGACACACUACGGCUUUGACGCUGGUGGGCCGGAUUCCACCAAAAUCUCCAAGGACUGGAUCAAGCGGCACAUCCAGAUCGGGCCAUUGGGAGCCGCAUACCCUGACUUCAUGUUCAUUCCAGAGGGCGACACACCCACCUUCCUGUACCUCAUCCAGAACGGUCUCGGCUCUCCCGAGCACCCUGACUGGGGCAGCUGGGGCGGUCGAUACAUGAAAACGGACAUCGGUGGCGCGAGCAACCACUACUCUGACGUGCCUGACCACGUCGUCGGGCAGGACGGUCGGAAACAUGCCAGCAACCAGGCCACCAUCUGGCGGUGGCGUGACGCGUAUCAGAACGACUUCGCGGCGCGCAUGCAAUGGUCCCUCCAUAAAGAUUUCGCGAAAUGUAACCACGCCCCCAUCGUUGUAGUAAAUGACAGCACUCUCGGUCCUGAACCGCUGCAUAUCGAGGCCGAGGUCGAAUCGGAGGUGGUAUUGGACGCCUCGAAGUCUUACGACCCCGACGCCGGCGACGAGCUCACUUUCAACUGGAUGCACUACAAGGACUGUUCAGCGACACAGUGGUCGGUGGACCAAGAGGUGCCGGACAUACUCGUGACGGAUAUCAGCCGAGUGGCAGACGGGCAGCGAGCCCGCAGCGUCGUGAGAGUCAAGAUGCCGGGCCCGGAGAAGUGUGCGGUGGAGCGCUUCAGUGGGAAGGCGCAGGAGAAGGGCAUGAUCAUGCAUCUCGUGCUGUCUGUAACUGACAACGGCAAGCCGGCGCUGACGACUUACAAGCGUGUCGUUGUUCAGCUGACAAAUCCUGAGUUGAAGGGUGGUAGGGAUAGGGCGGUCGACAGUAUCGCUGAGGUCGUACAUGCUAAUGGAUAG
Cyphellophora europaea CBS 101466 is the source of this 1509-nucleotide messenger RNA. RefSeq lists its product as uncharacterized. Gene Ontology annotation, molecular function: hydrolase activity, hydrolyzing N-glycosyl compounds. The transcript has a single exon. The record is from RefSeq and is a predicted model, not a curated record. NCBI's taxonomy places the organism in Eukaryota, Fungi, Ascomycota, Eurotiomycetes, Chaetothyriales, Cyphellophoraceae. Bases 1 to 1509 code for a protein of 502 amino acids.